Molecule: messenger RNA, 1727 nt
Organism: Theobroma umbraticum
Lineage: Eukaryota; Viridiplantae; Streptophyta; Magnoliopsida; Malvales; Malvaceae
Gene: TAPX
Product: thylakoidal ascorbate peroxidase
Biological process (GO): hydrogen peroxide catabolic process; cellular response to oxidative stress; response to reactive oxygen species
Molecular function (GO): heme binding; peroxidase activity
Source: RefSeq, a predicted model, not a curated record
GGAAAUACAAAGCCAGGCGACGCUUAAUAUAGAUGUGGCUGCUAGACAUUGGAUAGAGCCGAAAUCCCGAAAGAAGCGGAUUGGCGAAACCCAAAAACCAACUGCGUUUUAGCUUUUCCUAGGCGUGUGUUUGGCGUUGGGCCAAAAGAACCAAAGCUUAAUCCAAAACAAUUGGGGAGGGAUAGCCAAAUGGCAGAGCGGCUAUCACAGCUGACACAAAUAGUGAAAGUUCCGAGUCCUUCACCUUCACAAUCUCAGUCAUCAUCACUGAAGCGGCCGAUGGCUUCGUCUCUAGGCACCGCCGCCUCUUCUCGAAUCUUUGCUGCUUCCUCCUCCAAAGCUCGACUGUGUCUCCGUUCCUCCUAUUCUUCUUCUCCCUCUCUCAUUUCUUUCUCCUCUUCUAAAUCCCUCGCUCUCUGUCCUCCUUUCUCUCGCCACCAGAGGACAUCGGCGGUUAAUGGGACGAGCAGCGGAAGAUUCAGCACGGUAGCAAGUCCGAAAUGCGCUGCUUCGGAUCCUGAUCAGUUGAAGAGUGCUAGGGAAGAUAUCAAGGAGCUUCUCAAAUCUAAAUUUUGCCAUCCUAUUCUGGUUCGUCUAGGAUGGCACGAUGCUGGCACCUACAACAAGAACAUUGAGGAAUGGCCUCAAAGGGGAGGAACGAAUGGAAGUCUUAGGUUUGAAGUUGAGCUGAAACAUGCAGCCAAUGCUGGUCUUGUGAACGCGUUGAAACUUAUUCAGCCUAUCAAGGACAAGUACUCUGGUGUAACAUAUGCAGAUUUGUUCCAGUUGGCUAGUGCUACUGCUAUUGAGGAGGCCGGGGGACCCAAAAUUCCUAUGAAAUAUGGUAGGGUGGAUGUCUCUGGUCCUAAUGAGUGUCCUGAAGAGGGCAGGCUACCUGAUGCUGGACCCCCUUCACCUGCUGAUCAUCUACGAGAGGUUUUCUACCGAAUGGGAUUGAAUGACAAAGAAAUAGUUGCAUUAUCUGGUGCACACACACUUGGGAGGUCCAGACCAGAGCGUAGUGGUUGGGGCAGACCGGAAACUAAGUAUACGAAAGAUGGGCCAGGAGCACCAGGAGGACAUUCCUGGACUGUGCAAUGGUUGAAGUUUGACAAUUCAUACUUCAAGGACAUCAAAACGAAAAAGGAUGAAGAUCUGCUCGUGCUGCCAACUGAUGCUGCCCUUUUUGAAGAUCCCUCUUUCAAGGUGUAUGCUGAGAAAUAUGCUGAAGAUCAGGAGACAUUCUUCAAGGAUUAUGCAGAAGCCCAUGCCAAACUUAGCAACCUUGGGGCCAAAUUUGAUCCUCCAGAGGGUGUUGUGUUAGAUGCUGGUCCCACACAAGCUGCACCGGAAAAGUUUGUGGCUUCCAAGUACUCGACUGGAAAGAGAGAGCUGUCAGAAGCUAUGAAGCAGAAGAUUCGAGCAGAAUAUGAGGGGCUUGGUGGAAGCCCGGAUAAGCCUCUACCAACCAACUAUUUUCUAAACAUCAUGAUUAUUAUUGGUGUUUUGGCCUUUUUGACAUCUCUUAUGGGUAAUUAUUAAUUAACUGUGUGUUUGAGCUGUCUCACUAUUAAAGGAGUAUACUAGUAGUGUUUUCCUCUUUGCUCUUAUGGCUAAUACUAAUAGUUGUGAAUUGAAUCACACCAUGAGAGUGAGUAUAUGGUUUCUCAUGCUGCAUCAGCGCUUUUAGCAAUGUUUAAACCCUCAAAUUUUGAGGUCGGCUCCUA